GCAUGUUUAGUAGUUACCGUAAACAGUUUAAAUCGUAUGGUAUUUAUAAAAGGAUUUAUAAAAUAAGUGUGUUCAUAAAAUUAUAAAUGAAACGUUUUAAGCGUCGAUGGAAAAAAACCUAGAGCGUCAAAAUGGUUGAACAUACAGGCCUUUAAUCCUGACGGACUUCAGCACGUAGAAGACGAUGAAUUUAUCAUUUGACUUCAACGAGUCUGCUGGUCCCAAGCCCAGAAGAAAGAGGAAGGGGUUCGGUAAAUGCAAUAGUAUUGAUUUAAAGCUUCAUGCUGUUAUUUGCAUAAUAGCCAACAUCAUCCUAGCCUUUGCUUUCCUAGUGCUUAUAAUAGUAUGGGUUGUUGUAAGAGCUCCUUUAACUAUGCCCAAAGAAAGCUUAACUUGCAUCCCUUGCGACUUAAUGAAGACAAAUGCUAUCACAAACCCAGGCCCAGAACCUGCUGGUCGUUCUGCUAUCAAACAAAGAGACGAUGGGAUGUGUUGUGGACCUGUCGAAAGGAUAACUCAGAUGUUGUUUCAGAAGGAAAUGACAGCUCAGUUUCAAAACAGCAUUUCCAGUCGAAGUCUGCUUGACAUAAUAGAAGAUUAUGUUGACUGUGAAAGAGAAACAAACGACAAGAAGCCCAUUGCUAAAGUAGUUGGGGUUGUGGAGUUCAAAACUAGCUACAUUGUUGAUGGUCAUUACAAGGUCCUAUGGAAUAAAAACGGGAGAACCUUUUACGUGAACAAUUGCAUCCACUUGGAACUCGAAGGUGAGAUAUUUGUCCGGAAGGCUGGCUACUACAUCGUUUCCUCGCAGCUGAAUCUACGGCGACAAAAGGAGGCAAGCACAUCGAUGAAUGAAACCAGACCAACGACGUUCAGUCAUCAUGUAGAUCUCCUUUCACACAAAUUUGGCACAACGGGGAGCUUGAUGCAAACAAAGAAUUCAAUUGCAAGAAAUAGUGUAUUCUUCACAAGUUUCCUGUCAGCGGUCUUCAAGCUGAACAAGAAUGACAGGCUGUCUGUGUCUGUAUCUCACCCUGAAUUGUUAGACAUUAACAAUCCCGAUGAUCAUUUCCUGGUUUAUUACACUUAUGAUCAGCCCAACUAAAAUGCAAUUCAUUUUGUAUUUGGCCUUCCACAGUGCAAAAGUCGUUUGAAGAACCAAAGCAUUUAAUGUUUAAAAAAAAAUACGAAAUAAGAGUAUCAAUGAAAAAACAUUUGCAUUUUUUUUCAAAAAUGUCUGUACAAACCGCAAAUGUUUUUGAGUAAAAACUUGCAAUAUUACCCUAUCAAUAUUGUAUUGCGAGUUUGUUGUGAUUGCAGCUAUUUUAAGAUAGAUAUUAUUGCAAACAGAAAAUAAAUUUAACCACUAUAUUUCACCAUUCGGUUGAUAUCUUCGUUAUUUGAAAAUAUAUCAUUAAAAAUCCU
This is a messenger RNA of Mya arenaria, 1425 nucleotides long. RefSeq lists its product as uncharacterized. Bases 185 to 1105 code for a protein of 306 amino acids. Lineage: Eukaryota; Metazoa; Mollusca; Bivalvia; Myida; Myidae. The record is from RefSeq and is a predicted model, not a curated record. The transcript is spliced from 6 exons. Gene Ontology annotation, biological process: positive regulation of transcription by RNA polymerase II; immune response; extrinsic apoptotic signaling pathway via death domain receptors. Gene Ontology annotation, cellular component: membrane; cell surface. Gene Ontology annotation, molecular function: tumor necrosis factor receptor binding; CD40 receptor binding; cytokine activity.